AGUGCAGUUCACAGGCGCUUUUCUGUACAACAUGAAUUGCUUUCAUAGUACAGUGUAGUAAGGAGAAAGGCUGGGUUCCCAAAUGCCUGGGCUUGAAUCCUGGCUCUGCCACUGGUUAUGUGCUAUUAGGCAAGCCACUUCACCAGUCUCUGCCUCAGUUCCCUCACCUGUAAAACCUCGUAGGCUUAUGAGGCUUAAGUAGGUUGAUGUGUGAAGCACUCAGACAGUCCCUGGCAUAUAACCUUCUCUAGUUUAUUGCCUAUCACCUGCUGAUUUCUGGUGGGUGAUGUAUUAACUAAGGGGAAAAUGUCUGAUCCUUUAAUGUUAAGGAUGAGGUCCAGGGCGAUCAAGUGAUUUUUGAACAAUCAAAGAAUUAGUUGUCAGUAGAAGGUCUGGCUGGGAAGAUAAUUAAAAAAAAAUUCAAUCCAAUGCUUUGUCUGUUAAAUCUUUGCUUCUCAUUCAGAGUUCUGACAGUGCAGUUGCGUACUUAGAACUGAAAAUGUGUAUCUUCCAUUUAUCAGAUUGCACAUUUCCUAGAAUUUGUUUGAAAAUAGUUUGGGUGUGGCACUGAGUGACCACAGUUUGGUGACUACAUUCAGAGGCUUUUUGGGGUCACAGUUUUCCUCUUAGAAUAGAGUGGUGCUCUUGAAGGAUAUCGAAGUUGAUUUUGAUUUAAUGGUCAUAAGGGGAGCCAUCGGCGCUAUUCAGCAGCGGCCAGGGACUGUACCGGGCUGUAGCGCAGGCCGGGACACUCACAAACAGGGCAUGUGUGGCCCUGCCUGGAGAAUGUCAACUGAAUGGGACUUGGGGCUAGACAUAUAAAUCAGUUAUUACUCCUCCAUGCAAAUGGUUUGCUCAUUUGGGGAAUAUACAAGAGCUGUCUGCUGGGCAAAAGAGGGGGCACAGUCAGCUCCCCGGGGAAGAAUUCAUCUAGAAUGUGACAGGGACCUCAGAUGUCCCAGAGAAGAGGAAUUAAAGUUAUGGCAGGCUGUAGUGGAAGCCCUUUAUCAUGCCCAGCCAUGUAUAUGUGGGGUGAGGUGGGCAUCCCGGAGCAGGAAUGGGGUUGUGGCUAUCUUGAGAGAGAUCUGUGGUUUCAUUAGAUGCACUUAUGUUUGGGGAAACAAUGUGGCUUUUGGUAUAUCUGAGUCAGUGUGAUCAUUAUCUGCGUUGUUGUGAGAUUAAAAAAUUGAAACUUGAAAGUUUCCAGUUCGUUCUGAUUCAUCAUUUGCCAUUCUUAUGAAGGUAGACAUUCAGAGCACAAAAUCUCCCCUGAAGGUGUAAACUCUAUUUCCUAUCUGACUUUUAGGUUAGAAAAAAAAAGGAUCUAUGUGAUAAUGUUUCCUCUUUUUCAAAGCAAUGGUAUCUACAUUAUCAUACGUGAUCCUUGCAUUAUUAUCCCUAUGUUAUAGGCAAGGAAGCUGAGGUUCAGAAGGCCAACUGCCUUCUCUGCAUAAGUGGGACCUAGGGUGGGAACUGCUUGAACAGGUGGACCCUGAUUUUCCAGGUGGAGGAUUUUGUUGAUUGGAAUACAGUUAAGGAAUCUCUUAGGUUCCGAGGUGGAAUUCCUCCAAUGGCAGGAUGUUUGGGGUGCCAGGAUCAUGGCUGAGACCAGCCACAGUCGUAGGUAGGAACCCAGGUCUGGUUGAAUUGGAAGUCCUUGGAGUUAGGGUUCUUCUGUUUCAUUUAGAAAAUCGUAGGAUGCUGUGCAGAACAGCGAAUCCUUUCCUGGGAGCUGGUGCGUGCGGUGAAAUUAAUACAACAGAGAUAAGACAGAUGUUUAAAAAAUACUUUUGCCCAUGCUCAGCCCGAUCCUCAUUCUCCCCAUGGGGCCCUGCCUAAAAAAGCAGAAAAGAAAGAAAAAGAAAACAGCUCAUCCUGGGCUUCUUUGUGUCACAGAGCUUGGUGACUCCUAUAACUGAGUUUAAAAUUUUCUCCUUAUUUGUGUAUCUCCUUUCCCACAUGUCCUGAACGUACUUCCUAUGUUUAAAAGUGCUAAUGUUCAUUAGUUGGAGAGAGACCUAAAAACACCAGGCUGAGUAUCCUGUAGCUUUUUUGUUUAUGUGAAACUCUUAGGUUGUAGAAUGUCUAGGGUUGUCAUCUCCAGGGUAUCCUGACAUGAUUUGCUUUUUUUCCCCUGCAAACAACAAGUUUCACCUAAUCUUCUCUUACAGCCGAUCGAAGGCAGCCCCCAAGUGACUCCAAACACCACUCUACUUUGGUUCAUCAUAGACUUACUAGAAUCUGCUAUCUUCCCACUCAUUCAUUUGCUGCUUUUUCCCCCAUAUGCAAACAGUAUGUGAGUGGGGAUCUUGUCUUUCUCAUUCAAAACUGCAUCCCAGUCCUCACAUGGAGGCUGGUCCACAGAGCCACUCACUAUUGGUUUGUUAAUAAUGAACUUAUCCUGACAUUGUCUUCUGAUUUUUUUCUCCAGAUUGAAAAGUCAAGAGCAGCAUGUUUUCCCCACUGAAACUCGUGCUAGUGCCAGUGUUACUGGGUUACUUCUUGGGCCCGAAUGACUUGACUGUCUCCUCCCUUGAGCUAACAGUGCACGUGGGUGAUUCAGCCCUGAUGGGAUGUGUUUUCCAGAGCACAGAAGAGAAGCGUGUGACCAAGGUAGACUGGAUGUUCUCAGGAGAGCAUGUCAAGGAUGAUUAUGUGCUAUACUAUUACGCCAACCUCAGCGUGCCUGUGGGACGCUUCCAGAACCGUGCGCACUUGGUGGGGGACGUCGCACACAAGGACGGUUCUCUCCUGCUCCAAGAUGUGCAAGAGGCUGACCAGGGAACCUACACGUGCGCGAUGCGCCUUGAAAGGGAGAGCCUUGUGUUUCAGAAGGCCGUGGUGCUGUACGUGCUGCCCGAGGGGCCCAAAGAGCUCAUGGUCCCUGUGGGUGACUCGAUUCGGAUGGGAUGUGUUCUCCAGAGCACUGAUGAGAGACGCAUGACCAGGGUAGACUGGGUGUUUGCACCAGGAAAGCGCUCCAAGGAGGAGAUUGUGUUACGCUCUUUCCCCAAACUCAGUGUACCUGUGGGGUACGCCCAGAGCUGGGGCCGCUUCCAGAACCGUGUCACCUUGGUGGGGAACACUUCUCGCAAUGAUGGGUCCAUCAUGCUCCAAGAAGUGAAGGAGCCUGAUGGAGGAAACUACACGUGCAGUAUCCACCUGGGGAGCCUGACCUUCAGGAAGACCAUCAUGUUGCACGUGAUCCCGAAAGAGCCCCUAACAUUGGCGACCCCCGGAGCCCUCAGACCUGAGAUCCUGGGCAAUAAUCAGCUGGUGAUCAUUGUGGGGAUUGUCUGCACCACUGUCCUGCUGCUUUCUGUUCUGAUACUGGUCAUGAAGAAGACCCACAGGAAUAAGAGUUCAGUACCUUCCACAGCCCUGGUGAAAAGCCUGGAGAACACAAAGAAGGCUCAUCCAGAGAAACACAUUUACUCCUCAAUAACUACACGGGAGCUGAUCGAGGAAGAGGAAUCGAGUGGAAAGUCAGAGACCACCUACAUGACCAUGCACCCAGUCUGGCCUUCUCUGAGGUCAGCACCAAAUAACCUCCUUGAAAAAAAGCCACCUGGACGAAUGCCAAAAACAGAGCAUGAAGGGAAGAAAGGGGAGGCACUUUGUCAGUAGCACGGUGGACGCUGUCCUUGGUGCGCUGAGUCGCGCACCGGCUAUAUCAGACCCCUUGCCCUCCCAGUCGUCCUCCCGCCCCAUUGCUUGGUCAGAGGGCUGAAGAUGAAGGUUCAGAGCCUGGCAGGAAGAUGGGACAGUUCUGGAGGUGCAGGCUCUGGUGUGGGGCACACGGGUUUGGUCCUUCUGGAGUGGUUGCUGGUGCUGGGGUCCUGGCUGAACUGCCCCAGUGACCCCAAACAUCCCAUUGGAUCAGACCCUCUGCUUGGGUGGUGUUCUUUGUGGAUGAGUUACUGGAAAGAAUCACAGAAAUGAAAAUCAGCCGAAUGACUUGGACAAAUUAUCCCCAAAUAAAUGUGGUUUGUGGAA
This is a messenger RNA of Manis pentadactyla (Chinese pangolin), 3996 nucleotides long. RefSeq names its product junction adhesion molecule like (gene JAML). Gene Ontology annotation, biological process: monocyte extravasation; neutrophil extravasation; heterophilic cell-cell adhesion. The record is from RefSeq and is a predicted model, not a curated record. Gene Ontology annotation, molecular function: cell adhesion molecule binding. The coding region runs from base 2452 to 3627 and encodes 391 amino acids. Gene Ontology annotation, cellular component: membrane. The transcript has 10 exons. Lineage: Eukaryota; Metazoa; Chordata; Mammalia; Pholidota; Manidae.